Molecule: messenger RNA, 775 nt
Organism: Aspergillus sclerotioniger CBS 115572
Lineage: Eukaryota; Fungi; Ascomycota; Eurotiomycetes; Eurotiales; Aspergillaceae
Product: mitochondrial 54S ribosomal protein mL60
Exons: 3
Coding region: 65-391 (108 amino acids)
Cellular component (GO): mitochondrial large ribosomal subunit
Molecular function (GO): structural constituent of ribosome
Source: RefSeq, a predicted model, not a curated record
UCCCUUCCUCGUUCACUCAUUUUCGUCGGGCCCUGUGUCAUUCUUUCCGGUACCAAUCGCCAAGAUGAUGUUCAAGCCCUCGUCGCCUCUUUUCUCCGGUCUUCUUUGGAAGAUCCCAUGGCGUCUUUCCUCCCCUCAGAAGGCCCGCCAGAGAAAGCGCCUCCGCGGUGUUGACCGUGUCGUUGACACUGUCUCCGCAGCUCUGGAACGCAACGGAUACACCACCAAGUCUGUCGAGCGCUGGUACAAUGAAAUGCCCCGCGAGGAGGAGAUGCUUCCCAAGGACAAGUACACAAUCUUCGAUAAGAAGGAGAAGAAGUACCGCAAGGGCAUUCACAAGCUACCGAAGUGGACCCGAGUCAGCCAGAGAGUGAACCCCGCUGGUUUUUAAGCAGCUUCUACACGCAGGGUAUGUCGGGAGGGCCUUCGAUAUCGCCCACACAAUACAUCUGGCAUCAGCCUGUGCAGAUUUGUACCUGGAUUUUUAAUUGUACUAUACGCUACAACCCGUGAUGAUCGCGAUUCGCUCUUCCGUGGAUCGUGAAAGGCACAGGGAGGAUUACCGGAGUUUUCGGCAAUUGGGGAAUGACACCAUGACUGCAUUGUUCGCCUUGCUAUUAACCAUGUUUACGAUUCAAGCCUAAGGCACAUGAUUCAACUCGAUUUAAAUUUGGCAUGUGAUGGUAUCUUUCAGACUUGUAAGAAAAGGCGGUCAGUGGGACUGAUGGCCACGCGAGAGAGGCAGCAUAACAAUAGAGAUAGAGCAUAGAAGAGG